UCAUCAGCGGACCUCUGGGCUGGGACCGCAAGGACUUUUUGCCGACGACGGUGUUGAACAGAGGCGGUUCUCACCCGCGUGCCUUAUGCCAAUUGUGUUGGUCGAGCUCGGAACACUGAGGCGCCCGUCGAGCUCGCUCUGGCACCCGCUGCAGCAACCCGAACGCAGGAACCGCACAAGGGCGUCUGCAUCAACCCACGCCCCCGCCUCACGCGCACGCACUUGCAAAUUCUCGGUCUCCCACCCGAUCUCCGGUAGCAAGCCUCUCCAUUCCAUUCUAGCGCCCGAACGCCACCCGCUGCUCGAGCUCGAGCCAGUGCUUGGCAAUAAUUGUCAGCAUGGCAAACGUGUAGGGCGCAUCAGGCGGGACGUUCAUGCUGACUCACAGCAUUGCACAGCAUUCACCAUACCGAGCCCGACGGAUCAGAAGUGGCGUUCUUUGGUACUUUCUGGACUACUUGUAGUGAAGAAGAUUUCUAUUGCGCUCUAUGCUCCUAGCGUGACAGGCGGAGCUUCUGCGCCAACACAGCCGCGCACAAACACACACCCUUCGCGAAUUGUAAACAAAUGCACUUAAUCAACGCGGAGACUGUAGACCGAGCUCACCGCCAUCAAUCGUCUAUCGGACUUCGCGUCACUAGACGAGUCGUUAGCCGAAAUA
Molecule: messenger RNA, 661 nt
Organism: Laetiporus sulphureus 93-53
Lineage: Eukaryota; Fungi; Basidiomycota; Agaricomycetes; Polyporales; Laetiporaceae
Exons: 3
Coding region: 86-577 (163 amino acids)
Source: RefSeq, a predicted model, not a curated record